AUCGGCAUGUAGGGCAAAUCAAACCAUGUGGGACAUACGAACAAACAUGUGGUGUGUUACUUUGUUAUUAAUUGCAGUUGCAAGCUGUAAUGCAGAAUCAUUUGAAUUAAAGACGGCUGAGCUGUCUUCUCAGACUGUCAGUCGAAUUGUAGGCGGGGUGGAGACCACCGUGGAAAGGUAUCCAUUUAUUGUUCAGGUGCUAUACAAUGGACAGUUCAAUUGCGGGGGCUCCUUGCUGACGUCACGGCAUGUUCUCUCUGCGGGGCACUGCUUCGUCAAUAAAUUCGGUUAUGUACUACCAGCUAUCCUCUUUGCCAUUAGGAUGGGCACAACAUUCCUGAACACUGGUGGAUCUCUGCACCAAGUAUCGACAGUGAUAGUCCACGAAUCGUUCAACAACCCGUCCCGGGAUAACGACGUGGCCGUGGUGGUGUUGAGUACAGCAGCUACCCUCAGCUCCAGCGUGCAGUUCGCGGUCCUCGGACCCCGGGGACAGGAGCUACCUGACAACACUUCCGUCACCGCCGUCGGGUGGGGGCUCACUAAUGUGAAUAAUACAAUGGCGUCAACAGUAUUGAAUGAGGUGACCGUACUGAAAGUCAACCGGUCGGUCUGCGAGGCUCGUUACCGCCUCUUGGAGGAGAUAUAUUCUGCUCCGUUCCCGGUGACCAAUAGCAUGAUUUGUGCCGGAAUACUGGAUGUUGGAGGCAAGGACACAUGCAAUGGUGACUCGGGCGGGCCGCUGCUGUACGGGAAUCUGUUGGUGGGAGUCACCUCGUGGAGCUGGGGCUGCGCCGAGCCGACGUGGCCCGGCGUGUACGCCAGGGUCGCGAAUUACACCGACUGGAUCGAAGCUAAGAUUCAGCAAUAUAACUCGGCGACCAUCAGCAGAGUCGGGGCCGUUACUCUACUCACGCCUUUAUUGUUCCUGAUACUCAACUUAUAAAAUAUUACUAGGGAGACGAGUGAAGGAAGGCUUCAGAAGGCUUGGUGAAGUUAAAAUGUGAUAUAAUCAUCGGCACGGAUAUUGAGCCCUGACUUUCACCUGCGCAGAAGCGAUUGGUUUAUUGCCAUAAGUGUACGGUGCGCAAAGCGAUCUCUUCCGCCGAGAGCUCAAUAUCCGUGCCGAUAACUAUACUUAUAUGUACAGCAUGGAUGUUGUAUUUUGGCCAGACUGAAGAAACUUGUAACGUACAAAUUAGAUUUAAAACUGCCAACGAAAUUCGGGUCGCGAUAAUAACACUGGUUAACAUACCUAUUAUUAUUUUUUUUUUUGUGCAAAGGUGAAAUAUACAAUUUCUUGUAGAAUAUUUGAUACAUAAUCGAA
This is a messenger RNA of Helicoverpa zea (corn earworm), 1327 nucleotides long. RefSeq names its product trypsin CFT-1-like. The transcript has 8 exons. Gene Ontology annotation, molecular function: serine-type endopeptidase activity. Gene Ontology annotation, biological process: proteolysis. The record is from RefSeq and is a predicted model, not a curated record. Lineage: Eukaryota; Metazoa; Arthropoda; Insecta; Lepidoptera; Noctuidae. Bases 26 to 946 code for a protein of 306 amino acids.